GGCAAAUGGUACCACAGAAGAUUCCGGCCAACCUGCUGGGACUGGGCAAGAACAAGAUCAGGGGCAGCAACAAGCUGGUGAAGACAUCCAAUGGGUGGAAGAGUCUGGACAACCAGCUGCAGAUGCUGCUCAGGUAGCAGGAGAAGAAGGCACAGACAAACAAAAAGAACCAUCUGAAAAUAUCCCCAAAACAGGUGAUGAUGAAGUUACAGGGGACGGUCAGCAGGCACAGCCUGAUGCAGACACUACUACUGAAGACCAGGCACCAAAGCCUGAGGAGAGUGCCGCUGAAGAAAGUGCUCAGGAACAGCAAGUGGACAGCAGUGAACAGCCAGAGGCAGCAACUGCAGGUGAGCAGCCAUCUGAUGACACUGCUGGCAAGGAGGCCGAUGCUGGGCAGACCGCUGACCAGGAGAAACAGCCAGAGGACACACCAACAGAGGGCAGUGAACAGCAAGCAAAGCCAGAAGAAACAUCGGGAGAGGCUAGUGAACAGCAAGCACAGCCAAAGGAGACCACAGGAGAUACUAGCGAGCCGCAAGCACAGCCUGAGGAAGCUACAGGAAACAGCAGUGAACAGCAGGCUGCACAAGAGGAAGCAGCAAAAGAUAGCAGCAAGCCACAGGAACAGCCUGAAGUUGUAGACGGACCCAAGGAUGGCGAAGCCACUGCAGCUGCCGAGGAAGUAGUCCAGGGGCAGGAGCCAGCAGAUGUGACAGGGGAGGUAACUGAUGACACAGAGGGCGGAAUGCCCGCAAACUUCUUCUACAACUAUGCAGAGCUGGUGUCUAAACCACACGUGACACAAGACUCUGGCAUCCCACUCAACCUGAUGGAGUUACACCACUCAUUUGGCUAUGACUGCAAGCGUCGCUCCAACCUGCACCUUGUGGAUAAAGACACUGUGGUGUUCAUUGCUGGUAAUGCUGUGGAGGUGUUGGGUCUGGAGACAGGCGAACAGAAAUACUUACACAGCACCAGUGGAAGGGGUGUCGGUGCAUUGACGGUUCAUCCAAGCCAGAAGUACUUUGCAGUUGCGGAGAAAGGGGACCAGCCCAACAUCAACAUCUACGAGUGGCCGUCCAUGAAGCUGUACCGCAUCAUGCGGGCGGGAACGGCCGAAGCCUACGCCUUCGUGGACUUCAACCCCAGCGGCGACCUGCUGGCGUCAGUGGGCAGCUACCCUGACUUCAUGCUGACCAUCUGGGACUGGAAGAACGAGCAGAUCGUCCUCAGGUCAAAGGCCUUUGGGCAGGACGUGUUCAGGGUGACGUUCUCCCCGGAAAAUGAGGGCUUCCUCACAUCGAGCGGUAUUGGCCAUGUCCGAUUCUGGAAGAUGGCCAAGACUUUCACUGGUCUGAAGCUGCAAGGAGAGUUGGGAAGGUUUGGCAAGACCUCCAUCACAGACAUAGAAGGCUAUGUGGAACUGCCGGAUGGCAAGGUGCUGUCUGGGACGGAGUGGGGGAACCUGCUGCUGUGGGAGGGGGGCCUGAUCAAGGUGGAGAUCGGACGGAAGGGGAGGAAGCCCUGUCACCAGGGCGAGGUCGAGCAGCUGGUGAUGGAUGAGGGGGAGCUCAUCACCAUCGGGGCCGACGGCUGCGUCAGGGUGUGGGACUUUGAGACGGUGGACACAGCUGACACGGUGGACGACACGGGACUGUUUGAGAUGGAGCCCAUGAAUGAGCUGGAGGUGGGCAGCGGAGUGCACCUCAAGUCCAUGACCAAGUCUGUGGACCCUGAGCAGUCCACUGUGUGGUAUGCACAGGAUGCCAAUGGAGGGAUCUGGAAGCUGGACCUCUCCUUUUCUCACACGACCAAAGCUCCAGAGCAGCUGUAUCACUACCAUGCAGGGAAGGUGUCGGGGCUGUCAGCGUCUCCGAACACUCACCUGUUUGCCACCAUCGGAUCAGACAGCCGUGUGCAUGUGUAUGACCACGCUGCCAAGCUGCCCCUGUGUACUGCCAAGUACACUGCUGGUGGCUCGGCACUUUGUUGGGCACCGCUGCUGGUGGAUCCAGAGGGCUCUACCCUGAUUGCUGGCUUCACUGACGGAGUGGUGCGUGUUCUGACGGUCGCGAAAAAGCCCCAGGCUGAUGGCAACAACAGUGGAGAGGCUCCCACUGAAAUCACUCUACAGCAGGCAUUCAAACCACACGCAGGGACUGUUACAGCCAUGGCUUUGGACAGCAAGGCGAAGAUUCUUGCCACUGGGGGUGAAGACAAGACUAUCUUUUUCCUGACUGUUGGGGAAAAGUAUGAGCCCAUCGGUUUUGUUGAUGUACCUGGACCAGUGUCCUGUAUUGAGUGGUCCCCUGAGGCAGAGGGUCCCCAGAAACUGUUGGUGUGCUGCACCAAUGGCACGGUUGUGGAGUUAGCUGCCCCAGAGCCAGGGACAAACGACACAUCAACAACCUUCAAGAUUGAAGGUCUCGAUAUGCGAGGCUUCACAUUCAAAAGCAUCAAGUCAGAGUUACGGAGGGAAGAAGAGCGUGUAAGAAAGGAGGAAGAGAGAGAGCAGAGAAAGAAGGAGAGAGAACGUAGGAGGAAGAUCAGGGAACAACAGGGUCUAGAGGAUGAUGAAGAGGAGGUUGAGGAAGGUGAGAUCGAGCUGGAGACUCCCAUGUACAUCCCCCCUGUGCCCAGCCCCAUCCUGCAGGGUUUCUACCAUGGACCACCUGGGACUGUCUGGCUCUCGAUGGGUGAGUUUGAUGCUGGUUACCUGUACGAGUGCAAGCUGCCUGAGGGUGCUGAGGAGAUCGAGGCUGUGAAACCCAGCAGGGCGGUCCCCAUGCUGGAGACAGAUGAUGUACCCAUCACAUGUGUCUCCCUCAGCUGCAACAAGCGUCAGGUGCUGCUGGGUCUGGAGAACGGCAGCGUGCGCAUCCACCCGCUGGAGGGGGACCAGGAGUGGGACGACAGGGACAUCGCCGCCGAGUUUGGGUCGUACUGGCAGUACAGCGUACACGACUCCCACGCCGGCAGCAUCACGCAGAUCGCUACCAGCUUUGAUGACCAGUUCCUCUUCACGGCGGGGGCGGACGGCAACGUUUUUGCCUUCAUGAUCUUGUCUCAAGAGGAGAUUGACAGAUCCAGGGCGGCAGAGAGGGCCAAAGUUCCCUCUGCUAAGUGGAAGGAUGAAGAGUUCAUCAGAAGGGUGGAAGAUAUUGAGAAGGAAGACCAUUACAGCAUUGAGGAUGCCAAGCAGAAGGCAGAGCAUGACAAGAUGAUGCGUUUGGCUGAGGAGCAGAAACAGAAGACAAGAAAAGCCAUCAACCAGCUACGGCGUAAAUUCCACAAGCUGAUAGAACAAAACCAAGAGCUUCCAGAUCACGCACAGCUGGACCGAAUGGAGUUUGAGCUGGAUCCAGAGAACCGGACAGAGAUGGAACAGAUGACCCUGGAGAGGUUGCAGCUGGUGCAUCGGGAGCUGGAUUGGGAGAAAGAGAAGCACACGUUGGCACUGCACAAGCUGAAAGCCAGGUUUAAGGACAUCCUGAUGUCGGAGCGGCUGGUCGUGCACAGCUUCGAGACGGGUCACCUGGUCUCGACCUUCCGGCUGGGGAAGCUGUCGGAGGAGUACUACCAGCUGCGGAGGGAGAUGGAGCAGCGACAGUCCUCCGUGGUGGAGCCCGGGGAGUUCGGGAGCACGCGGGAGUCAACCGACUACUCCAUCAAAGUUGCAAAGGAAAGUGAGGAUGAGGAUGAUGCCAGCCAUGCUGGCCUGGGUAUACCGGGGACAGUUCCUAAGAAGGGACAAGUCCAGCUGACUGGGAGGUUGGGAGAAAAGGUCGCCAAGGCCCUGAGGAAGGCUGAGCAAGCCAAGAAAAGGAGAGAAAAAAGGCAAACAGAGUGGGAUGCCCUACUCAGCAAUAAGCCUGAUGAGAACUAUGAGGAUCCGCAAGACCUGGCCGAUAUCAAGAAUGCUCAGGAGAACAUGGGAGAUGUCAAGCUGAAGACUGCCAAGGACUACACUGUCCCAGAGCACCUGAGGAUGAACGCAGAGAAGAAGAGAAACCAGCUUAUUGUCCUGAGAGGAUUGAUUCAUCACCAAAAGGAACUAUUCAACCGGAGGGUGUAUGCUUUAAGGCAGGAAAAAAUCGGUGUCAUAGAAGAGAUCCAGCAGCAUGUGUCUGCCCUGGAAGCCUUGCAGUCCCAGUUGGCGCCUGGCAAGAGAAAGGGCCUUCCUCCUGUUCCACAGUUACUGCCAGAUGAGCAGCCUGAAAAACAAAUGGAGUAUGACAGAUCAUCUCUGCUGAGGUUCAAGAAAGACUUGGCUGCCAGAGAGGCCGCUGCUAUCAAGGGUACAGACAGCAGUGGAGGGUUUGGUGGAUUUGGAGGUUUUGGUGGGGGAGGAAAAGCUCCUGACAAACAGGCUGAGGCAGCAGCAGAAGCCUCUCCACCUCCCGAAUCAGGGGGCAACAAACAGGCCGCAGUUUCCCCGACCACUGCAGCGGCGCAGGAGGCUCAGUGGCAGGACAACCAGGAGGACCUCACCCCACUGGAAAUACAGCUGCGCAAUGCUGAGGAGAUAAGGCUGCUGUACAAGAGAGACACCCACCUGGAGGAGGUGCAGGAGCUGCUGAACAGGUUCGAUGCCAAGCUGCAGCUGCUCUGCCACGAGAAGCUGCAACUGCAGGUGGAGCAGAAGAUGGCCGACCUGCGCCACAUCACUCUGUUCGAGGAGCUGGUCCUUCUCAAGGAGUUCGAGAAGAGAGAGAACGUCCUUGCCGACAAGGUCAACAACAAGAAGCAAGAGAGGGCUGAUAUGGAAGUCAAAGUGACAGAAUGCCAGGCCAAGCUUGAGGCCAAGAAGAAGGACAUCGACAAACUCCUGGACAAAGAAAGAGUUCUGCUGUCAAAUUUCCAGGCUUCUCUGGGUGACAACAACAAGUUUGCUGACUUCCUGACAAAGGUUUUCAAAAAGAAAAUCAAGAGAGCAAAAAAGAAGGCAGAAUCUGAAGAGGGAUCUGAUGACGACAGUGAUGACUCUGAUGACGAGUCGGACUGGUCCAGCAGCGAGGAGGAGGGCAGUGAGGAGGGAGGUCUGGAUGACAGCGUCUGUCCGCCUGGAUGCGACCCAGAAAUGUUUGACAAUGUGUGCCAGCUGAGGGAGCGAAGACUGGAUAUUGAGGAGGCCCUUGCUGAGGAGAAGAAGGCACAAGACGUGCUGAAGAAGGAAUUCGAAACCCUGACCAAGAAGGCCAGAAUCAUGGACUCUGCUCUGAAGACUGCAGAGGGUGACUUGGAGGCCUUCCAGCUUGAGAAGCAGCAGAAGCUGAAUGAGCUGGAUGUGGUGGUCCCCCUGCGGCUGCACCAGGUGGAGCACAUGUACAACGGCAUCGUACCCAACGACUUAUCACCCUGCCUGGUCUUCACCUCAUCUGCCAUGGGCAACCUGCAGCACAGGAUCAAGGAGCUGCAACAGGAGAAGAAAGUCCAGAAGAACAGAUACAAGGAGUAUCGCCAGCAGCACGUGCAGCUCCUGAAGGACAGGAAGGAGAUGGAGGCCAUCAUCGCGGAGCUGGAGGAGAAGUGCCACACCAUGAUGAUGCUGAAGUUCGGUCGCGUUGUCGACCUCGAGAGACUGGAGUCGCUGCGGGUCAACCGCAACAUCGAAGAGCUGAAGGAGAAGCUGAGAGCAAACGAGCUGAAGUCUGCUGCCAACUUGGCCAAGUGGGGGGAGAGAGUCCAGAUGGAGAGAGACAGAAUUACGGAGCUGACCAGAAACAACACCCAGCUCCUGGACCAGCUCAACCUGCUGCUGGGGGAGAGGAAGGAACUGGAAACAGCUCUGGAUGCUCGGCAGAAAAAUUUGGGCGGCGAGUACCAGGGAAAUCGCCGUGCCGACAUGCGCGAGCGACAGCGCCUAAUCCAGCUGGUGCAGCUUCAGGCUCAGGAGAUCGAGGCUCUGAAGGAGGAGAUCGGGCUGCUGUCGCGCAAGGGAGGGCACAUCCUGCCCCCUGCACAGCCUCCAACACAUUCUUGAUUUUCAUCACUUGUAGAAGAGUUUUGAAAUGCCUUCCCUGUAUUUUGUGGUGUUGGACUCACUGAACAUUUAUAGCAUUUAAUUCAAGUUUCAGCUGUUUCGCUCAGCCACAGGAUCAACUGAAACAUGUAAGAAAUUCUAGAUAUAUAUAAGGUGAUACAGUUUACUGUAUUGUGAGAAGUGAAAUACAGGACACAUCUGUAUGUAUAUGUAUAUAAAUUAUGGUGAGGUUGAAAUGUGCCUUAUUUGCCAAUGGCCCUCAAUUUUCGGAUUCUCAGAAAAAGGCAUUGCAAUGAAUUAGUUGUAUGUAAUGUAUAGCAUGUAUGCUUCUAUACACUUUUCUGCUGAUAGAAAACUGACAAAGUUGACUUCUUUUGAAUUCAAGACACAGAGUUAAGAUUGUUGUAGGCAGGUUUAUUUUACUACACUGAGGACAUUGAAUAAUGGAAACAUGUUAUCAAUAAAUCUAUCUGUUCACCAGCAA
Branchiostoma floridae (Florida lancelet) is the source of this 6470-nucleotide messenger RNA. RefSeq names its product cilia- and flagella-associated protein 44-like. The record is from RefSeq and is a predicted model, not a curated record. Gene Ontology annotation, molecular function: protein binding. The transcript has 38 exons. NCBI's taxonomy places the organism in Eukaryota, Metazoa, Chordata, Leptocardii, Amphioxiformes, Branchiostomatidae. Bases 749 to 5986 code for a protein of 1745 amino acids.